CGCAAGCGACUACAAAGCACCCACAGCAAAACACAGUUAUGGUGGACAGCAAUAGCAAUACUAAUUCAGGGUCGGCGGCAGCUGGCGUUGGCAACUCGGCGGCGCGCCUGCGCAAAUUCGAACGCACGGAAAGCGAAUUGGCAUGCGAGGAGGCGGCACGGCUAACCGCCGAACAGAACGACAACAGUCCCGAGGAUGACAACGACGAGGAGGACGACGACGACGGCGGCGAUGAUGAGGACGAGGUUAGCGUCUACGGCGAGCUGCCGCCGCCGCCAGACGGCGGCUAUGGUUGGGUCAUAUGCUUCGCCAGCUUCAUGUGCAACAUGAUCGUUGAUGGCAUCGCCUACACUUUCGGCAUAUUCCUGGAGCAGUUUGUCAGCUAUUUUCACGAGGGCAAAGGCACCGUCGCCUGGGUGGGCAGUUUGCUGUCGGGCGUCUAUCUUAGCGCCGGGCCCAUCGUCUCCGCCCUGGCCAAUAAGUAUGGCUGCCGAGCAGUUUGCAUCGCCGGCAGCGUGGUUGCCUGCAUCGCCUUCGUUCUGAGCACGUUCAGCGGAUCUGUGGGCAUGCUUAUGGCCACCUAUGGCUUCAUGGGUGGGUUUGGCUUCGGCAUGAUCUAUUUGCCUGCUGUCGUGGCCGUCGGCUACUAUUUCGAGACGAAGCGCUCCCUGGCCACGGGUAUAGCUGUGUGCGGCUCCGGCUUCGGCACGUUCGCCUUUGCUCCGCUAGCCACCUACUUGCUGGAGGAGUACGGCUGGAAGAAUGCGCUGCUCAUCUUCGCUGGCCUGAUCCUAAACUGUGCCAUCUUCGGCGCCAUGAUGCGUCCACUCACCUAUCCCAAGAAGAAGAAGGUCAAGCCCCUGAUGCAGCGCAUGUACGAGGAGAAGCAGAUGCAACUGGAACGCGGCUCGUUUGCAGGCUCCCAUUUCAUGGUCCAGCUGCCGGAUGGCACCAUGGAGCGUAAGCUGAAGAUGCCCUUGAAUGCCGACCCAGGCGUGCAUUCCAGCCUCAAUCUCGAGCUGCUGGCCCAGCAGUCCGGAGGACUGCAUCCGGUCUCAACGUUGCCCACCAUCACCGAAUCCAAGGUCGUCGAAAUAAAUGCUCAAUCCCCUCCAAACAAUGGCAAUGCCGAUAGCAAUGGUCAACUAUCCACGCGCUCGGGUCGUCGCUCGCAGCGCAACUCGGAAAGUGAGCACAGUCCGUACCAUUCGCAGGAUGCGAUGAUCCGCAACGCCUCCCAGCCCGCGUUCCUUGCUGGCGAUCACCAGAGUCUUCCCAAGAACGGGUCGGUGCCGUCCUUCAGUCGCGUCCGCAAAACAUCCGGCAGUGAGCGCUAUCAGCCCUCAUUGGCGGCCAUACGCGCCUCCUCCCGCGGCGAUAUUGAGGCGGGUGCUGGCGGUGACUUCAAUACCUCAAAGUUGUCGCUGUCCCAGCGUCAAGGCAGUUCCAGCGGCAGCGGCGGACGCAUGGUGCGUCCAAUGUCGCGCAAGGACAUCUUCUACUCCGGCUCCGUCACGAAUCUGCCCCAAUAUCAGUCCCAAAAGUCGCUAACAAACUACCGCAACUCGGUGCUGUCCCUCACCAAGUACGAGAAGAGCAUGCAGAGCAUGCGUCUGGAUCCCCUCGCCGAGGCGGACAAGCAUCGGGAGGAGUACGACCUGUGCCCCUGCCUGGGCAUACCUGAUUCGGUCAAGUCUGUGGUGAACACCAUGCUGGAUGUAAGCCUGCUCAAGGAUCCCGUCUUCAUGCUGAUGGGCGUGUCCAACAUAUUCGGCAUGGCCGGUUUGUACGUGCCGUUCGUCUACCUGGUGGAUGCUGCCAAGGAGCACGGCAUUGCCAAAAACGACGCCGCAAUGCUGCUCUCCAUCAUUGGCAUCACCAACACCGUGGGACGUGUCCUCUGUGGCUGGGUGGCGGAUCUGCCCCAAGUCAAUUCGCUGCUGCUCAACAACAUCUGCCUGCUCAUUUCCACAGUGGCGGUCACCCUGACUCCGCUCUGCUACAGCUAUGGCGCCUAUAUAGCCAUGUCCGUCGCCUUUGGAAUUGCCAUUUCUGGCUACAUCUCGCUAACGUCAAUUAUUCUGGUCGACCUGCUGGGCCUGGACAAGCUCACCAACGCCUUCGGCCUGCUCAUAUUGUUCAGAGGAUUCGCUGCACUGCUGGGAACGCCGCUGGCGGGCUUAAUCUACGACUUAACUCAGACCUACGAUCUGCCCUUCUACAUGGCGGGUGCUCUGUUUGCCGUGUCCACCAUCACCAGCUUCCUGGCGCCCUGCAUGAAACGCUUCAGUGGCUCAGACGAGACGCCAGUGCACGCUGAGACGCUGACGCCCAUCGACGAGGAGCAGGGCGAGGAUGCCGAGGAUGAGGACGAGGAUCAGCCAAUUACCAUAGUGCCCAAGAUCAUCAAAACUCUGCCUAGUCCACAGCAGGAGGAGCCACUGCAGCCAUUCCCCACCACGCAACAGAAGCCAGCAGCGACAACAACGGAAUCAAAGCUCUAAGCGACAAGAAUUUAGCACACAAACAAAUAAUAUAAUAAAGCGAAGAGAGCGAACAGGAAUG
This is a messenger RNA of Drosophila navojoa, 2565 nucleotides long. Its product is annotated as monocarboxylate transporter 14. The record is from RefSeq and is a predicted model, not a curated record. Lineage: Eukaryota; Metazoa; Arthropoda; Insecta; Diptera; Drosophilidae. Gene Ontology annotation, biological process: transmembrane transport; monocarboxylic acid transport. Gene Ontology annotation, molecular function: monocarboxylic acid transmembrane transporter activity.